Molecule: messenger RNA, 246 nt
Organism: Protopolystoma xenopodis
Lineage: Eukaryota; Metazoa; Platyhelminthes; Monogenea; Polystomatidea; Polystomatidae
Source: the annotation of a GenBank genome assembly
CUACAAGGCUUUGCGGAUAUCGAGGACCCCUUUACCUUACUUUUGCGCUCACGACGGGACAGACGAGAGUUGGGCACCGAUUUGUCGGACUCAACGGAGGAUGAGUCGAGGACCCGUUCGCGCAUGUCUGCAAUCGCAACCGCCCUGCCGCCAUCUCCUUUCGGUGUACAAGAAAGACCAAUUCAUCAAGCCCUUCUUCCUUCCAUUCGGAAGCCUCUGAAAUGUACCAAAUCGCUAAGUUCUUAA